UGGAGCAGGGGAUAAAAAACAUCUCAUGGAAAAAUCCAUUGAAGUAACUAGUUUGUGCCUUUGCUGCCCAAUAAAGGGUGCAACGGGAUGAGUAAGAUGAAUCCACAGAUGAACAGGGGCACGUGGAGUGUUUUCAAGAAUUAAAAUGGGCUUUUCACUGGCUUUAAAUUUGUCCUGGUCCUUCAUUCUGUGGUCUUCUGCUCUUUUAUGGUAUGAUUUUCUAUUUAUGCAUUAAGGAAUAUUGUUGCAAUGUACCACUGUAGACAAAAGCUAUGUUCCCUGGCCUUAAGAUGUGUGUGGGGGGCUUUAAAAAUUCCUACAAAGGCCUUAUCGCAGGAACACAACAAGAUGUACAUGAUCAGCCCCUCAGACGACAGCAGCCAGCGAACUACGUUCUUUGUUUGUAAUCCUCCUGUGAGUAAUCCUAAUCCAUUUCAUCUUGCUUGCUUUUCUUGUCACAUGGAGAGGUUCAUAAAUCUUCUCAGAACAACCUACAGUAAAUAAACUGAAGGGUCGGCAAAGUGUAUAUAUUUAGUGGCCGAGAGGCACAACGGAAGGAAAAUGGACUCAUCCUCCAGGCAGCUCAGAGGAGAGCAACAAGCCCACAAAAGGAUGUUCAAGUCAUUUGGCCUCUGAUAAUAAUUUAUUCUAUUUGAAACUUUUCAAACCUUCUUGGAUAUGACUGGUUGAGAAUUAACAGCUGAUCCUAUAGAUGCAGAAAAACAGCUGGAAAAAAGAACCGUUGAAUGCCAAUCGACUUCCUGUCAAAACUUUGAAGGCUGAUAGAGCCUUCCAUAAAGCACUCAUCGGCAAUAAGGGGGAUUAUUGGGAGACUAUGGGAUGUGGUACUUCUGGACAAAACAACUUGUUGUCAGACUCAGAGAAAGGCCAUAUGUUGACAGAUGCAUCUUCCCAAGCCUUUAAAGCUGCUGUCCUGAUCCAAAGAUGGUACCGACGCUAUGUGGCCCGGCUCGAAAUGCGCCGAAGAUGCACAUGGCGCAUUUUUCAAUCCAUAGAGUACUCAGGAGAACAAGAUCAUCUCAAGCUCAACCAUUUCUUUGACUACCUUGUGGACCAGUUCAUGUCAAGCAACAGUAAAGACAGAGAUUUCAUUAACCGUGUUUUCUCAGAAAAUGAAAUCCCUAAAGAUCCCAAGCUGGACAAAGCCUGUAACUAUGAAGUAAUCCAGGUGCCGGAAUAUUACAAGGGGCCUCAUCUUUCCUUCCCUCUGUCACCGGAUGAUGCUACUGUCUUACUGGAUGCAUUCAAAAAAGAACAACAGCUCCAUGCGCGUUAUGUCCUAAAACUCUUUCAUGAGACGCUGAAGCAUCUCUCUCAGCUGCCGAACAUCAGCAAUGUCUCGACCUGCUACAGCGAGGAGAUCACCGUGUGUGGAGAUUUGCACGGCCAGUUGAAUGACCUGUUUCUGAUAUUUUACAAGAAUGGCCUUCCCUCUCCUCAGAAGAGAUAUGUGUUCAACGGUGACUUUGUGGACAGGGGCAAACAGUCCAUUGAGAUCUUGAUCAUUCUUUUUGCCUUCCUCUUGAUUUAUCCGAAGGAGGUCCACCUGAACCGAGGAAACCACGAGGACUAUAUGAUCAACUUACGCUAUGGGUUCACCAAGGAGGUCAUGCGCAAAUACAGGGAACAUGGGACUAAAAUACUGAAACUGCUCCGGCAUGUCUUCAGCAGCUUGCCAUUGGCCACUUUGAUAGAUCAGAAGGUUUUAAUUGUACAUGGAGGGGUGUCAGACAUGACUGAUUUGGAACAGCUGGCCCAGGUUGACCGGAGAAAGAUUUUCUCUUUGUUAACCCAGAGGAGAAAAAGUGAGAAAUUUCUGCGUCCCAAGGAAGUGGCUACUGCUGGUAUUUCUGAUGUUUCACAACAACCAAGUUUUUUCAAACGGGUGCAGCAGUCAGUUAUAGAUGAUCUGCAGUCAUGUCGCAGGCUGGCGGGCCUUGUCCAGAACAGAGGGUUAGAGACUUCUACCAGCACCCCCUUGGCCUCUGUGUCAGAGGUGGAUGUGAAAUCCUAUGAAUCUGUUGAAGUAGAGCAGAGUGAGAUCAAGCAGGUCAUCGAUAUUCUGUGGAGUGAUCCACACCCUCACGAAGGCUGCCGAAUGAAUGGAGAGCGCGGAGGGGGCUGUUACUUCGGCCCUGAUGUGACGGAGAAUAUUUUGCAGAAGCACGGCCUCCAGCUCCUCAUCCGCUCCCACGAGUGUAAGCCGGAGGGUUACGAGUUCUGCCACAACCGAAAGGUCAUCACCAUAUUUUCAGCUUCAAACUACUACGCCAUUGGCAGCAACAGAGGGGCCUACCUUAAACUGGGACCAGACCUAAUCCCUCAUUUUGUACAGUAUCAAGGCGGCAAAAUGGCAGCUCAGCUGACAAUGACACAAAGGAUCACCCGAGUAGAGGAGACGGCCUACCAAGCUUUAAGAGAGAGGAUGUUCGCUCACAGGUCAGACCUCAUCGCUGCUUUCAAGAGUAUUGAUAAAAAAAGAUCAGGUGUAAUCACGUUAAGUGACUGGGCCACAGCCGUCGAGUCGAUCCUCCAUUUAGGGUUGCCCUGGAGGAUGCUGCGGCCACAGCUGGUGCCACGCCUUGUCAGUGGGAAACUGGACUACAACUUAUGGCUGAAAGACAUCGCGAUGGAGCAGAAGUCAAUCAACCAGGAGCGCAUACAGUCGAGUUUACUGGAAACCAUUUACCGAAAUCUCGCCAACUUGGAGACUAUCUUCAAUAUCAUAGAUAGCGACCAUUCAGGAUUAAUCUCUUUUGAAGAGUUCCACCAGACCUGGAAGCUGUUCAGCACCCACAUGAAUAUUGAGAUCUCAGAGAGCAGCAUUUCCGACUUGGCUCGUAGCAUUGAUUUCAACAAAGAUGGAAACAUAGAUUUCAACGAGUUCCUCGAAGCCUUCCGCAUUUCCACACAUGCACAAACUGCUGACUAAGCCCACAUCUACGAGGUCAACCCACCUGGAAGAAGGUCACCUUUGGGACCACUUCGAAACCAGACUAAUGUUUUUUUCACCCCAAGAAUGUGCCUGUGACUCUGACGAAAAGAGCACUCUGUCACUGCAAAUCAGAGGUCAGAUGCUGGCUGGUCGCCCAUGCUGCCAUUCUGAACUGGACGGCUGCACCAUUUUCCAGUGUUGGCUUUUCAAUACAAGGAGUUAGCAUAGCUUUCUUCUACAGCAGAAUUCAAGGACUUUGGUGUUGGGCUGCAUUCCCUUUUAAACAUCGUCUUCAGUUUUAAAACACGUUGAAGAAUAAAUACAGAUGUAUGAAAUGCUUCUUUGUAGGGAGUUUUUUUGGUCAUAAAUCCACAUUGUGGUCAGCUAGGAUCCACCAAACCUGGAUAUGAAGUUGGUUUAUUAACCAGAGUUAGCCUUAACUAUGUUUUUUUUUGCAAUAUACCAACACAGAUGUUCUGGUUUAAUCCUGGGUUCUUCCCCAGUGAAGCACCCCCAGGCUAGGAGGUGGCAAGGAAACCAUUAUUUAUUGGGGCUAACCAGACUGUGAGCUGAGUGCUAGUUUGUCAAAAUCACCUUAGUUAAAACAGACCUAGUGGCCAAACCAUUAAACUGCCAGUGGUUUCUUUCCACCUUGUUUAUGGCAUUUAUAUACCACUUUUCAAUGAUGUAGGAGCAGUAAUGGUUAACACAAUGUACAAAUCCAAAUACUGAUCCAUUCCACAUGCACAUGAAUCUUGCCUUAUACUGAAUCAGGCUGUUGAUCCAUCAAGAUCCAUUGUCUACUCAGACAGGCAGCUGUUCUCUAUGGUCUUCUUAAGUGGAGGCCAUUCACAUCACCUGCUAUCUGAUCCUUAACUGGAUAGGUUGGGGAUUGAACCUGGGACCUUCUGCAUGCCAAGCAGAUGUUCUGUCACAGAGCCACAGCCCACCCCCAACGUACGAUUAGGCUUCUUUCCAGCAUAUGGAAGCUCUCAUCUGUGGAAGGCUCACUUCCCCAGAGGAAGAAACUAUGAUGAGCAAAAUGGAUCCAAGAUUCAACCCAAAAUUUCCCAUGCAGAAAGCAUCAUUAUUUACCCUGCAUCCUUGUCUGGAUGGCCCUGCACUUCUGAUUGAUCAGCCUGAAUCAGUAGCCAAGAUGGACCAUUUGGGGACAUUAGAAUCUCCCACCUUUCACAGAAGUACUUCUUAGCCCUGCACACAUAACAAGACGUCUGCUCUCUCUCCAAAUGCAGCACCCAGCUGAUGUGCCCUCAAACGAGACUGGUCCGUACCCUUGCCUAGCAAGUUUCCUCUUCAAUGACUCACCAUGUGUUUGGCUUCCUAAUGUACAGCUUAUUUUCUUUUAGUGUUUCACAAGCUGAAAGCUUGGACGUUUGAUGUCUUCUUUGCACCCCCGCCCCAAAUGACCAGAUAUGGAAAGUGAACCUGUUGCCUCAUCUUGCAAAAAUCUGUCCUGCAGUUGAAUUCUGCAGCAUGCUCUUUUUAUUAAACAAAAAAUGGAAGGGUUGCAGUCAAAAACUUGCAAACAGAUGGAGAGAGGAGAGGCAAGGGCAAAGCAGACUGUACUGGAAUGUGAAGGGUAUUAAAAGCAGAACAAACUAGUUUAUUCCUCAGUCUUUGUUAUUCUUGCAGGCGGUGAGUUGGGGAGGACUUUAUCCCAGCUGGGUAUCAUUUUUCAACUCACUGCCUGCAAGAACAACAAAGACUGAGGAAUAAAUACUGGUUAAUGGGACUGCAGUAUCUGCGUGAUUGACUGUUUUGACUGUCUUAUCUGUGGAUGGACUUUUUUCCUCACUUUGUCUUUUGUUAUAUCUUAGGCACCUACUCAUUUAUUGUUUGUGAGUCCAGGGA
Molecule: messenger RNA, 4828 nt
Organism: Eublepharis macularius
Lineage: Eukaryota; Metazoa; Chordata; Lepidosauria; Squamata; Eublepharidae
Gene: PPEF2
Product: protein phosphatase with EF-hand domain 2
Exons: 18
Coding region: 713-2953 (746 amino acids)
Biological process (GO): detection of stimulus involved in sensory perception; negative regulation of MAPK cascade
Cellular component (GO): nucleus; cytosol
Molecular function (GO): protein serine/threonine phosphatase activity; Hsp90 protein binding; manganese ion binding
Source: RefSeq, a predicted model, not a curated record